Zophobas morio is the source of this 1367-nucleotide messenger RNA. RefSeq names its product zinc finger protein 418-like. The transcript has 2 exons. The record is from RefSeq and is a predicted model, not a curated record. NCBI's taxonomy places the organism in Eukaryota, Metazoa, Arthropoda, Insecta, Coleoptera, Tenebrionidae. Gene Ontology annotation, molecular function: DNA-binding transcription factor activity, RNA polymerase II-specific; RNA polymerase II transcription regulatory region sequence-specific DNA binding. Bases 145 to 1326 code for a protein of 393 amino acids. Gene Ontology annotation, biological process: regulation of transcription by RNA polymerase II.
CUGGUUGUUGAGGUUAUGUACACACAAUUUUUCUGAAACGAGAAUACACUUGACCUUUCAUCGUUCAACCUGCUUCAAACCGUUAUUAAUAAAAAAAUAAAAAUAUCUACUUUGACGUAAAAAUGUUAGGUUAAUACGACCAGAAUGUCAACUCUGGAAUAUUCAGAAGCAUUCACCACACCGGGAAGAUCUUCACGGAAAAACGUUCACAGGUGUAAACUAUGUCCAUACUUUACGACGUCAUUUUUUCUUAUGGUGAACCACGUCAGACGACACCGCUCACUUUCAGAAAAAUUUACGUGCUCACACUCCGAAGUUGAAUCGUACCACUGUAAAGACUGCAAUUUUAAAACAGAACUAACAGUUUUGUUCAAACAACACAUUGAUAAGUAUCACAGUUUUAAGAGGGAAUUUAGAGACACUUUAUCAAGUCAAGACUUUGUUAUCAAAAACUACGUUUGCGAAAAAUGCGACUUUGAAACAACUCUGUCGUUGAAAUGGCUCAAACAUGUCUCAACGUGCAACCAAAACAAAGAAAAUCUUGUGAGUUCUUGUAAACAAACUGAAGAAAUACGUUGGUAUUACUGCGAGGAAUGUCCCUACAAAGCCACCCGCAAACGGAAUUUAGUUAGUCAUGUAGGAAGGCGCCAUUCGAACCAGUCGUACCCAUGCGACCAGUGCCCAUUUAAAAGUACCAGCAAACGAGGCUUAAGAAUCCACAUAAACUGUAUCCAUGUAGAUGAAAAAAGUGUUCGGUGGCACCAGUGCGAAAACUGUCCAUUUAAAACCAAGCUAAAAAGCAGCUUAAAACGCCACAUAAACUACUUACACUUGAAAGAAGGUGAACUUAAGUGGCACCACUGUGACGUGUGUCUAUUCAAAGCUAAAGUAAAGGGAGACUUGAGAACACACAUAAUGAGGCAACACUUGAACGCAGAGGAGAUAAAGUGGUACGAAUGUGAACAUUGCCCUUUCAAAACUAAACAGGCUUCACAUUUAAAAUACCAUGUAACUGUGCGACAUUUGGGCGAAGGCGAAGUUACGUGGUACGAAUGUGAAGAAUGUCCGUACAAAAGUAAAACCAAAGUUAAUUUAAAAAACCAUGUAACGGUUCAUCUCAAGAUCAGGUCGUAUCAGUGCGAAUGUUGUCCGUAUAAGGCGAAACGCAGUGCUGAUUUGAAGCGGCAUAUGAAUAGCUUGCAUUUGGACGGGACUGAAGCGAAGUGGUACGAAUGCGAACAUUGUCCGUACAGACAUAAAAGCAAAACGUCGAUUUAUAAACACAGGAAAAAACACGGGUCGGUUUUGGUUAAUUCGACUGUGUGAUGGUGGAAAUAAUGUAAAUAAAUAAUUAUAUUUUUUGUUUA